AUGAAGCAGUUCCAGCCGAGUAGUGCCCUGUUGUUUGUGCUGAUCGUUGGUCUGGUGUGGAGUGAGCAGCUGACGCAGGAGGAAGACACCAACGAUCUGGAGACGGCCGAAUCGGCCUUCUUUGAUCCGAAGAUUGUCUUACUGACCGGCCUGGCCGGGUUGGCCGGCAUCGGUGCGCUGGUGGUGAAGGGUGCCGUGGUCGGUGCCGGCGCCGGAAAGCUGCUGCUUUUCGCCAAACACGCCGGCCAGUCCAGCUCGCACGGUUCGUCCGGUUGGGACAGCUCGUCCUACUCGUCCCAUUCGUCCUACCCAGCCUACAAGUCGUACUCGAGCAGCUACUCGUCGUCUUCUUCGUCCGAGGACUCCCGACCCAGCUCGUACAGCGGCAGCCUGAAGGUGUCCGGUUCGCUGUCGCCGGUGAGUUCCCACACGACCGAAUCUACUACCAGCACGACCACCGCCGCACCCAACUCGAAAGCGAGCCUCUCGCUCGACGAUGUCGAUGAUCCACUGCCUGAAAACUGA
Anopheles coustani is the source of this 525-nucleotide messenger RNA. RefSeq lists its product as uncharacterized. NCBI's taxonomy places the organism in Eukaryota, Metazoa, Arthropoda, Insecta, Diptera, Culicidae. The transcript is spliced from 2 exons. The coding region runs from base 1 to 525 and encodes 174 amino acids. The record is from RefSeq and is a predicted model, not a curated record.